AGGCGCCAGGCAGGAGACAAAGGUCGCCGAGGCUCCUGGCGCCGAGCACCCGCCGAAGCGGAGCCGCUCCCUGGGCUCCGCCUGCCCCCGAAGCCUGGCUCAGCGAGGGCUCACCCCGCACCCCGCACUCCGCCGCCCGAGACUCCGCCCGCGCGGGCCGCGGGGUCCCCACGCAGCCGCGCUCCCUGCCCGGCGCGCCUGGGGUUAAGGAGGUUGUGCGGGGCGGGGCCGAGGGCAGGCUCGGGGCGUGAUUGGCUGCGCGGCCCGGCCCCCGCGUCCUGCCAUUGGCCGCUCGGCGGGCCCGCCUCCCCGAAUCUAGGCGCCGGAGCCGCGCUCGCCCGCGGGGAGCCGAGCGCGCGGCCGGGGCCAGCCAGCCGCGCCGUCCGAGGAGCGCUGCCUGGAGCCGCGAGCUGGGAUCCGGCCCGGGGAGCUGCGCGGUGCAGGAGCGGAGCGCGCGAGCUAUGAUGUCGACCUACAAGCGGGCCACGCUGGACGAGGAGGACCUGGUCGACUCGCUGUCCGAGGGCGAAGUGUACCCGAACGGCCUGCAGGUGAACUUCCGAAGCCCCCGGAGUGGCCAGAGAUGCUGGGCUGCACGGACCCAGAUGGAGAAGCGACUGGUGGUGCUGGUGGCACUUCUGGCGGCCGGACUGGUGGCCUGCUUGGCAGCCCUGGGCAUUCAAUACCGGACAAGAACCCCCUCAGUGUGCCUAAGUGAGGCCUGCGUCUCUGUGACCAGCUCCAUCUUGAGUUCUAUGGACCCCACGGUGGACCCCUGCCAGGACUUCUUCACCUACGCCUGUGGCGGCUGGAUCAAAGCCAACCCCGUGCCUGACGGCCACUCUCGCUGGGGGACCUUUAGCAACCUCUGGGAACACAACCAAGCCAUCAUCAAGCACCUCCUCGAAAAUUCCACAGCCAGUGUGAGCGAGGCAGAAAGGAAAGCCCAAGUAUACUACCGUGCAUGUAUGAAUGAAACCAGGAUCGAGGAGCUUAAGGCCAAGCCCCUGAUGGAGCUGAUUGAGAAGCUAGGGGGCUGGAACAUCACAGGUCCCUGGGACAAGGACAACUUCCAGGACACCCUGCAGGUGGUCACCUCCCACUACCGCACGUCUCCCUUCUUCUCUGUCUACGUCAGUGCCGACUCCAAGAAUUCCAACAGCAACGUGAUCCAGGUGGACCAGUCUGGCCUGGGCUUACCCUCAAGGGACUAUUACCUGAACAAAACUGAAAACGAGAAGGUGCUGACGGGAUACCUGAACUACAUGGUCCAGCUGGGGAAGCUGCUGGGUGGAGGGGACGAGGCCACCAUCCGGCCCCAGAUGCAACAGAUUCUGGACUUUGAGACGGCACUGGCCAACAUCACCAUCCCCCAGGAGAAGCGCCGGGACGAGGAGCUCAUCUACCACAAAGUGACAGCUGCCGAAUUGCAGGCCUUGGCGCCAGCCAUCAACUGGCUGCCCUUUCUCAACACCAUCUUCUACCCCGUGGAGAUCAAUGAGUCCGAGCCUGUUGUUAUCUACGACAAGGAGUACCUGGGGCAGGUCUCCACCCUCAUCAACAACACGGACAAAUGCCUGCUCAACAACUACAUGAUCUGGAACCUGGUACGGAAGACAAGUUCCUUCCUUGAUCAGCGCUUUCAGGACGCCGACGAGAAGUUCAUGGAAGUCAUGUAUGGGACCAAGAAGACCUGUCUUCCCCGGUGGAAGUUCUGCGUGAGCGACACAGAGAACAACUUGGGCUUCGCCCUGGGCCCUAUGUUUGUCAAAGCGACCUUUGCGGAGGACAGCAAGAGCAUAGCCAGCGAGAUAAUCCUAGAGAUCAAGAAGGCAUUUGAGGAAAGCCUGAACACACUGAAGUGGAUGGAUGAGGACACUCGGAGAUCAGCCAAGGAGAAGGCAGACGCAAUCUACAACAUGAUAGGCUACCCCAACUUCAUCAUGGACCCCAAGGAGCUCGACAAAGUGUUCAAUGACUACACGGCAGUUCCGGACCUCUACUUCGAGAAUGCCAUGCGGUUUUUCAACUUCUCCUGGAGGGUCACUGCUGACCAGCUCAGGAAAGCUCCCAACAGAGACCAGUGGAGCAUGACUCCGCCCAUGGUGAACGCCUACUACUCGCCCACCAAGAAUGAGAUCGUGUUUCCUGCCGGCAUCCUGCAGGCGCCAUUCUACACCCGCUCCUCACCCAAGGCCUUAAACUUUGGUGGCAUUGGUGUUGUCGUGGGCCACGAGCUGACUCAUGCUUUUGAUGAUCAAGGACGAGAAUACGACAAGGAUGGGAACCUUCGGCCCUGGUGGAAGAACUCGUCCGUGGAGGCUUUCAAGCAGCAGACCGAGUGCAUGGUGGGCCAGUACAGCAACUACAGCGUGAACGGGGAGCCAGUGAACGGCCGGCACACCCUCGGGGAGAACAUCGCCGACAACGGGGGCCUCAAGGCGGCCUAUCGGGCCUACCAGAACUGGGUGGAGAAGAACGGGGCUGAGCAGACAUUGCCCACCCUGGGCCUCACCAAUAACCAGCUCUUCUUCCUGGGCUUUGCACAGGUCUGGUGCUCUGUCCGCACGCCCGAGAGCUCCCACGAAGGCCUCAUCACCGAUCCUCACAGCCCCUCCCGCUUCCGGGUCAUUGGCUCUGUCUCCAACUCCAAGGAGUUCUCAGAACACUUCCACUGCCCCCCUGGCUCGCCCAUGAACCCUCAUCACAAGUGCGAAGUCUGGUGAGGGUGGGAGCACCUCGAGCCGAGACAGAGGAUGAGCCCCCAGGUGGGGCCAACAAGGCCAUCUCUCCAUCCAGCGUCCAGGGCACCGCCCCGCCCCCCUGGCCACCCAGGGCCCCCCUACCCCGCACUGGAGGGUUUUCAGCCGGAACUGAGCCUACGAUGUGGGUUCUCAACACAAUCCGAGAUUUGAUCCCCUGUGAAGACCCUGGCAUCCCAGGCACAUGUGCGUCAACUCCAGUGGGCAUUUGGGUAUCAGGCUGGUUGCUCACCAGGCCUGGGCCCCACUCUGACAAGGGCAGUGGACGCAACCCCCCGCCCACAUCCGGAGCCAGAAGCACCAGAAAUGCCACUGUGUCAAAUGCUUUAAAGAUAUAUUUUUGGGGAAACUAUUUUUUAAACAUUGUGGAAUACACUGGAAAUGUUCAGGGAAAUAAUGAAUUUAAAACACUUUUUUUUUUUUUUUAAGGAAAGGAUUGGUAUAUUUAUUAUAUUCUGUUUUUCUAAAUAACCUGUGGAUAAGGGAAGCCCCACUGAUUUACCCCUCUCCUCCUCACUCGCCAUGAGGUCGCCUGAGGCAGCCAUCCCCAGCCACUGAGCGCGUCCCCAAGUAGAGAGCUGCCCAUCCCUUGGCAUUUACAGUUUCAGCCUCUGUCACCUGGUUUUGCAGUCGCAGGGUGUAGAGAGGAGAGGUGUGGAGACCAGGAAGGGGCAGAGGCCAGCUCAUGGGCACCGCCCCUCGCAGCUUGCCUGCCUCUGUCCCCAGAGUCCAACAGUGGGAACCCCAACUAGGACGGUCUGUUCCCCAAAGUUGCAGCAGGGAAUUGAUGGCUGCAGCAGGAUGAGGCCAGGUCAUGGCCUUCAAACCCAUCCUGGGGCACCCCGAUGCCCUGGGCCUGGACAGCAGAAGGCCUGCAAGACCUGGCCCUCCAUCAGAUCCUCUCUGCCGUGCCGUAGAUAGCCCCUCUCUGUCCCUCUUCUGGCCGCUGCCUGUGUGUCCCAGGGUCUGGUUCCCUGUCUACAGCAGCCCUCCCAGCCCGGCCACUCCAGGGUCUGCCUUGCUGACCCGUUUCUGCAGAGGAAGGAGAAAAGAGAAGACCGCUCUCCUGUCCCACAGGGCCCAGAUCCUCCCUCUGAGCUCCGUCCUGCACCCCUGGCCUGGGCUUGGCUCCAGGGACCACAUGCAGCCCCGCCUGCCCGCCCUUCAUCUCUAGUGCCUUAUCUGAGGCUGCAGCCCAGGCUCUACCCCAAGGAGACAACCCCCUACCAGGUGCCCCUUUGCUUCCUCAGUGAAGCCUUCAAGUGUCCUGACUAUAAUGCAAGGCCAUACCCCCUACUCCCAGUGCCCACAGAGCUGCCCCUCACGGCGCCCUGGGAGCUCUAGCUUACAGGGCAGUGGCACCAACGUCAGGAAUCUGAAGGACUCCUGAACUUGCCCUGAGCCCCAUCCCACCCUCAGCCCCUUGGGUUGAAUCGAGACGAUACUUGUAACUAGAGGGACUCCUCAUCUGGAGAUGUUUUCAGCCAAGGCAGACUGAGGAAAAGGUUCCCCCAGUGUGAUCAGUCUAGCCUGUGCGGUCAGGGAACCAGGAGUGGCUUCCCUCCUUGAAACUGUGGUACAGGAGCUCUCUCUGGGGGAAGCAGGCACCUGUGACUGAGGCCAGAGCAGCCAGUGCUCACCCUGGCUCUCCCUUCUCGGCAGCCCACGGCCUGGUCGUGCCCCGUCACCUCGCCCCGGAAGUUAGAAUCCUCCCUGCCCAAGAGGACCAGCCAGAUCAGCCUCGGCACUGAGGUGGGGUGGGGUCCAGAUGAGGCCCCUGGUCCCCGCAAGCAGCAGUCCUGGUCACUUUUCAGAGACGUAGGACAGGAGCCAGAGAAGGAGCUAGAGUUGGGGGCUUCCACACAGAGUUUGGAUUUCCCAGCCCUAGUGCCCUCCAGGUACCUCCUCUACCCCCCUCGUCCUGCCUUCCCGCCUUCCCCGUGGGCGGUCACAGUCCUCAGGGGUGUCUGUCCUCACCUUGGGCUGGGACCUCCCAACCAGAAGCAAGUGUCCCAGGGCUGAGGGUCCAGCCAGAGGGAAUGUAGACUACAUUCAUUUCUUCAGGGUGUCCUGGGAAUAGGCAGGGGCCAAGGGGGAGGAGGGCUCAGGCCCAGCAGGGACAGAAGCAAAGGGAGCAUCCCCACUGUCCCUGCCGAGCUGAAAACAAGGCUGAGGAGGUGGACAGCUGCCCCGUGAGAGACCCCUCCCCUGAGGCCCGGGAGCCAUAGGUCUGGCUUCUCUGCGGCUACUUGGAUGUGGGGUUUGGGGCUGGGAAUCUAUUUUUUGUAUUCUUACGUUUUGUGCUACUGUAGUUUCGGUGUGGCACUAUUGUAACUGAAAUAAACGACUUGUACCGAG
This is a messenger RNA of Prionailurus viverrinus (fishing cat), 5120 nucleotides long. It is a transcript of the gene ECE1, whose product is annotated as endothelin converting enzyme 1. Bases 462 to 2726 code for a protein of 754 amino acids. Gene Ontology annotation, biological process: peptide hormone processing. Gene Ontology annotation, molecular function: metalloendopeptidase activity. Gene Ontology annotation, cellular component: plasma membrane. The record is from RefSeq and is a predicted model, not a curated record. The transcript is spliced from 19 exons. NCBI's taxonomy places the organism in Eukaryota, Metazoa, Chordata, Mammalia, Carnivora, Felidae.